AUGCUUUUCCUCCAUGGUCUCUGCCUGUCAUUGUCUUUCACCACACACAAGCUCAACGCGGCGCAGUGCAGCACCACCAAACCGACUACCUCCAAUAUGUCACAUCCAGAGGAUGGUGACAUGCCCCUCGGCGGACCAGUCAGUGUUGUGGCGCAGCUGCAGCACCAGAACGAAGAGCUAUCGUCCGAGAACUUCUCCGUCCAGGUCGCCAUCGAUGCGCUCCCCGCGAGAAAGAGGACUGGACCAAGGGAAAUGGAGGCGAAGGAGGCACACUCGGACAUUCUCGAUGAGCUGCAAAAGUUGCAAGAGGAGAAUGAAGAGCUGAAAAAGGCACUGCGUCACAAGGAAAAGGCUCCGAAGCAUGCAGAGCAGGAUCGUGAUGCAACUACCAAAGCGCUGGACAAUCGCCUGCGCCAGCGUUCUCAAGGCGUGUACGCUGAGCAGCUGGUGGAAGAAACAAGGGCGCUAAGAGAGUCGCUGGCCAACGAGAUCGCCGAAGAGGCAUACAUGUUAGACACCUCUGAUGGAAAGGUCAAAUUCAUUAUCCCGGUACGCAUCCGCGUCGAGGCUAGAGACUCUCAGGCGGUUGUUGAGAGUAGGAAGUGGAGGGAGGGAAGUGAGGCGGGAGCAGCCUGA
Messenger RNA from Didymella exigua CBS 183.55, 636 nucleotides. RefSeq lists its product as uncharacterized. Bases 1 to 636 code for a protein of 211 amino acids. The record is from RefSeq and is a predicted model, not a curated record. Lineage: Eukaryota; Fungi; Ascomycota; Dothideomycetes; Pleosporales; Didymellaceae. The transcript has 4 exons.